Molecule: messenger RNA, 2547 nt
Organism: Parnassius apollo (apollo)
Lineage: Eukaryota; Metazoa; Arthropoda; Insecta; Lepidoptera; Papilionidae
Source: the annotation of a GenBank genome assembly
AUGAGAGUGAUGGGCGAUGAGAGUCCGUACGACAAGGCGGAGUUUAUCGGCGGCAGCAUGGCGGGCACAGCGAUGCACGCGCGCCCCUCCGUGCCGCUGCCCGCGUCCCCUGCGCCCCUCUCGUCGCUCGUCGAGCCCGCCAGCCUCGCGCCCACUGGGUCAGCGUUGCUUCCGCCACCGCCGCCGCCCGAAGCCGGUUUGCCUUCGCCCGUGCUCAGCGGCGCCUCGCCGCCCCACCGCACGGCGCUCGACGCACAACUUGACCAGAUGCAUGCCGUCAUUGGUUUAAAAGGAUUGGAGCAUCCUAGUAGUAGCAAGCAUGAUGUCAAGGGAGGGGUGCGCGCAGUCGCCGCCGCCGCCGCUGGCGCCGCCCGUGCCCAGCGUCGCGCUCGCGUCCGUGCCCAGUGGCCCACCCGCGCCCGCGCCGCUUCCGGCGCCGGGCGGUGCGGUUGGCGCGGGGGUGGGGGGGGGGGGGUUGCAGAUGGCGCGGUGGGUGUAGCGGGUGCGGAGGGCGCGACGGGUGGUAAGCGGUCGCGCUCGCCGUCGCCCGCCGCGCAUCUGCGGCCAGCCGCCGAGCUGCACCGUGAGCUGCGCUCCGACCUGCUCAAGAUCAUUCGCCAAGGCAUGAUGUCAACGGAGGGGUGCGCGCAGUCGCCGCCGCCGCCGCUGGCGCCGCCCGUGCCCAGCGUCGCGCUCGCGUCCGUGCCCAGUAGCACACCCGCGCCCGCGCCGCUUCCGUCGCCGGGCGGUGCGGUUGGCGCGGGGGGUGUGGGGGUUGCAGAUGGCAAGCGGUCGCGCUCGCCGUCGCCCGCCGCGCAUCUGCGGCCAGCCGCCGAGCUGCACCGUGAGCUGCGCUCAGACCUGCUCAAGAUCAUUCGCCAAGGUCCUUCCAACGACGAGCCAAAGAACGUGAUGGAAAUAGAAGCAAAGCAGAGUGGCACAAAGGUCGUAAAGUUAAUUGUUUUACGAAAAGUGAAAACCCAAAAUGACGACGCUGAUAGUACUCCAGAAAAAGCAAGCAAGCUAGAAAAGAAAGACGAUGAUGGGCCAGACUCUAGCGGCUCCCGCUCCGAUGAUUCACAAGAUGGACGUUCGCACGCUACCGUCAUCAGCGAUUUAAAGUUCCAACGUGCGUCGCACCUGUUUCGCCGCCAGAAUACACACGCUGAAAAACGUCCCUUUAAAUGUGGCAGCUGUGGACAUGAUUUUGAGCACUCCGAUGACGUGCUCAAGCACAGCAGAAUCUGCAAACGAGAGGAGCAAAUAGUGGACAUAACGGAGGAGUCAGCGAUAAUCAAGGUCGAGAGCAAGUCCGAUGCUAGUGACGUGUCGCCGCGCAGUGAGGCGCGCAGCCCGCGGCCGCCCGCACCGAAAAGGGGACGUGGCCGCCCGCCGAAGCGGGUACCCAAUUUCAUGCACAAGAAGAAACUCGGUACUCCAGAAAAAGCCAGCAAGCUAGAAAAUACAGACGAUGAAGAGCCAGACUCUAGCGGCUCCAGCUCCGAUGAUUCACAAGAUGGACGUUCGCACGCUACCGUCAUCAGCGAUUUAAAGUUCCAACGUGCGUCGCACCUGUUUCGCCGCCAUGCUGGCGAAACAGACACUGAAAAACAUCCGUUUAAAUGUGGCAGCUGUGGAUGUGAUUUCGCGCGCUCCGAUGACGCGCUCAUACACAGCAGAAUUUGCAAACGAGAGGAGCGAACAGUGGACAUGAUGGAGGAGUCAGCGGUAAUCAAGGUCGAGAGCAAGUCCGAUGCUAGUGACGUGUCGCCGCGCAGUGAGGCGCGCAGCCCGCGGCCGCCCGCACCGAAAAAGGGACGUGGCCGCCCGCCGAAGCGGGUACCCAAUUUCAUACGCGAGAAGAAGAAGCUCGAUAAGAAGAUCUGCAAGUCCAAAAGAGUUGUGUUGAAACCGAGACCCGUUUUCAAGCCUCAGCUCACUCUGGCAGAACAGCAGCUGCAACUUAAAAGGACUCGUGGAAGGCCACCCAAGAACUACUACAAUCGGAAAAAAGAUAUCCACAAAAAACCGUCUUUAAUUAUGCAGGGUACCCUAUUUAAUAGCACCUCCCAGAAUAUGCAAACUGUUGACCUACAAAACCUGGAAGAUUCUUCAUCAGAGGUUAUCACGGGAUCUUUGUCUCCGAUAUUGCGAUCGGAUGGGGACCCCAACAGGAACGUUAACCUGUCACCUUUCUACGGGUUUGUAAAUCCGACGAAAAACGUAUUCAAUCCAUUAACCGAUGUUCACCACACCUCGUUUGACGAUAAAAACAGUUCGCAAGAGGAGCCUGAAGUAAUUGUGCCACACGUUUUUAUGCAGACACAAAUAGAGUCAGAAGAAAAUGUACCCUCCAUUGGUAUGGAGACCACUAUCAUGUCCGAAAAAGAAAUUGUAAAAUCGAUCUCAAACAAAGAAGAGAUAAAGGACAAAAGGGAUCAAGUACAGACGGAAGCAAAUGUAUCAACGUCCACGACCAGUUCUGUAACAAUCACUUCCAUAAUAUCUUUAAAGGACAAUGUUCAACAACCAGUUGAAGAUAUAUAA